Molecule: messenger RNA, 1587 nt
Organism: Paramecium sonneborni
Lineage: Eukaryota; Ciliophora; Oligohymenophorea; Peniculida; Parameciidae
Source: the annotation of a GenBank genome assembly
GAUAAAUGAUUUAAGAUUCUUUAUUUGCUGAAUCCUUUUGGAAUCCAUUUAAAGAUAAAUGGUAAAUGAAUUUGGAUGAUGAAGAAGUAAAUAUUUUUCAUAAAUUUGAAGGAAUAAACAUUUGAUUUGUACUCUGAAAGGGGACUGGAGAGAUUUAGAGUGAUCUAAGAUCAAUUAUUUGCCAAUAGUUAAUAUAUAAAUUUAGUGGAAACAUAUAUUAAUUUAGAUGAGAGAGGAGUAACUCUAUAAAAUAAAUUUGGUUAAAUAAAUAUCAACGGGCCUAAUUUACAGUAGUUUUACUAGUUAAUAAAUUAAAAAUGUAUUCAUUUGGAUAUAGAAAUGUAUUAUGAAAUUGAAAAAGUGUUGUUCUAAUUGGAGAAAUUUUAAGUAAUAUUUGUUGUAAUUUAAUAGAUAUUGUAAUGUCGAGAUAAAAUGAGUGGAAUGCCAAAAUCAAUAAAGAAGUAUUUAAAAUCAGAAGGAAAAGAUUAUUUAAAAUAGAUAAUAAGAAACUAAAAAUAUGAGUAUUUAUAUGAGGAUGAACAAAAUCUUUAUAUUGUCAUUUCAUAUUUAAACGGAAAGUAAAUUCAUGAGUUGACUUUCGAGUAAUAGUAUUUUGGUUUAUUAAAAUUGUUCUACAAAUACCAUAAUGAAGGCUGGAUUUUAAAUCACUUUUUAGUAAAAUUCGUUUUAAUUUUUUAAUAGGUUUCUAACAUAAUUUUGUUGGAUGACAAUUGCAAUAUGGAAAUUCUAGAUAAUUACAGGAUAAAAAAGAUGACACACGAAUAUUCUAAAGAAAUAUUUUAAGAUGUUCAAUUAAUAAAGACUUACUUAAUUACAAAGUAUAUUAUAUUAAAAGUUCUAGAUUUCCUGAAAAAGAAGAUAUUGUACUAGAAAUGAUGAAUAAUAAUGUUUAAUCUGUUUAAGAGCUUCUGUUUAAUUAAAUUUUCAUCAAUUACUUUGGAGAAAGUGAAUUCUAUAGAUUACUUAACUCAUAGCAAUAUUAAAGAUAAAAUUACUUAUCAUAAAACUCUAAAUAAAAUUUAUUAGAAACUUUCAAUACAAUUAGAUCAAGCAUUAUGGAUUCAUCUGAUGAAUAGGAUGAUGAUCCAAUAAAUCAAAGAUUUAAUUUUGGUACCUAAUAAUUUGAUGAUUCUCCAAUAUUAUCUCCUAGUUUAAAACCAAAACAUUAAUCAAGAUUAUCAAGCAGACAAGUAGUAUUAGAAACACUUCUGUAAGAAAACAUUAUCACAUAAUAACAAUUUUAAUAAUUCUAUAAGGAAGAAGAUUUUUAAAAUGAAUAGGAAAUCAAUGAAUUUAGUGAGAUGUUAACAAAAGAGAUUGAAAAUUCAUCUUUAACUACUCCUAUUCAAAGUGAUGUAAUCCAAUAAAUAAUUAUUAUAGUCUAACACAACUUGUCCAAAUACAGUUAUUAUUCACAGUAAAAAAAAUGCAGCAAAUCGCAUUUGCGAUAUUCUACAUGAAGCUUAGUAAGAGCUAAUUUAAGCAGCCAAAAAACCAUACAACGUGAAUAAAGUGUAGAAUGUUAGGAAAAAUUUGUUUAAUUUACAUUGAAUAUCUGAAUUACCC